Messenger RNA from Gloeophyllum trabeum ATCC 11539, 1390 nucleotides. Its product is annotated as histone deacetylase. The transcript is spliced from 9 exons. Lineage: Eukaryota; Fungi; Basidiomycota; Agaricomycetes; Gloeophyllales; Gloeophyllaceae. Gene Ontology annotation, molecular function: histone deacetylase activity. The record is from RefSeq and is a predicted model, not a curated record. Bases 33 to 917 code for a protein of 294 amino acids.
AUGUUCGACAAGACCAUAACCUCUACUGCAACAUGUCUUUGCCAGACCGGAGACGAGUUACGUAUUAUUUUGACCCGGAAGUGGGAGGAUAUACUUACGAUGCACCUCAGAAAGGGGAGGGCAGACACUGCAUGAAACCACACCGCAUAUUCAUAACGCAUCACUUGGUUCGCGCAUACAACAUGCUUGACAAAAUGCAUGUCUUGCGCGCCAAGCGCGCUACCCCAGAAGACAUGACUCGGUUCCACACGGACGAAUGCGUGAAUUUCUUGCAACGCGAUACACCGGAGACCGCUGAGGAUUUAACUUAUAAGUAUACCAGAUCGCAGACGGUGAUAACCCCGCUUUCGAGGGCUUAUGUAUUCGAGUUCUGCUCGAUAGCCGCCGGAGGCUCAUUAGCGGCUGCACGCGCAAUCUCUUCCGGCGCCGCCGACAUCGCCAUCAACUGGGCGGGUGGUCUGCACCACGCAAAGAAACGCGAGGCGUCCGGGUUCUGCUACAUCAACGACAUCAACCUUGCCAUCCUCGAGCUCGCACAUACCCCCGCAUCCUCUACAUUGACAUCGACUACCACCACGGCGACUUCUUCCCGGGGAAUCACGGAUGAAGCGUACAAGAGUCUCUUGGAGCCUAUCAUCAGCAAAAUACUCGAAGUCUUCCGGCCCUCCGCAGUGAUACUCCAAUGUGACGCAGAUUCCCUGGCCGGCGACAAGCUCGGCGAACUCAACCUGAGCAUGCACGGGCACGCCGCCUGCGUGCAGUUCCUCCGCAAGCAGAACGUCCCGCUGAUGCUCCUUGGUGGCGGCGGAUACACCGCGAAGAACGUCGUGCGGACGUGGUGCUACCAGACCGCCUGCGCGCUCGCCAUCGAAGACACCAUCGACCCCAUGUUGCCGUACAACGCGUACUUCGAGUGAUUCGGCCCGUGGUACCGGCCCGAGGUCCCGGGGACCAACCGGGAGGAUUAUAAUCUGAGGGACGGAUAUGUUCACGAGAUAAGACAGAUUGUGCUGCAACAGUUCUCUCAAUUGCAGCCUGCACCUUCGGUCGGCAUACACGACGUCCCCAGCGAGAGUGUGGGGGAGCACCUAGGCUGGCGGAUGGCAGAAAGCGAACCACGGGACGAACUAGACAAGGACUUGGCCCAACAUGCACGGCUUGUCUACAAGAUCCGAGAGGCCACUAGGAUGAGACAGACGACACCGAUCUGGAUUCGCUGAGCCGGCGCAUGCCCCGGCGCGCGCCCGGCAAGCGCAUGAGCAUCGUCACGAACAAGGCGCUGGACACCCCGUAGUUGCACGACUUUCGAGCGCGGGCAUGAGGCCUACUGCGGGCACGUCGGAAAGCGCACGAGACGAUUCUUUGAGUGGGACGAUAGUUGGCGGGGGCC